Molecule: messenger RNA, 5745 nt
Organism: Hemicordylus capensis (graceful crag lizard)
Lineage: Eukaryota; Metazoa; Chordata; Lepidosauria; Squamata; Cordylidae
Gene: NSD2
Product: nuclear receptor binding SET domain protein 2
Exons: 11
Coding region: 435-2306 (623 amino acids)
Biological process (GO): regulation of DNA-templated transcription
Cellular component (GO): chromatin; nucleus
Molecular function (GO): histone H3K36 methyltransferase activity
Source: RefSeq, a predicted model, not a curated record
GACUCCGAUUCGGCUUGUAUGGCGUCGGCGUGCAGCUUUUCAGCUCGCUGGGCGCCGGGUUUGAAUGAGCCGCUUCAGGGGUUGCGGCGCGAAGGUGGCAGCAGCCAAUCAGAGAGGCCGAUUUUUCGCGCUGGUUUUGGCUGGAGGAGGAGGCGGAGACCUAGGGACUGUCGGUCGGACGGCUGGGAAAGGAGCAGAGGCGAGCGCGCGGAGUCCCACCACCGGAGGACGGGGGGAAUUCACCAGUCCUCCGGAGCGCAGCAGGCACAUCCAAAAGCUGUACAUUAGAGAGCGAUUUCCCAAGUACAACCCAUCUUCUCAUGUGCCACCCACAAAGUCUAUCAACAUCUGGAGGAGGAACAGGAUAGUGCUUGACCCCUGCAUAUUCUGUGGAAGCAUUAUAAACCUGAAAGGUUCUUUUGCUCUUUGGCUGAAUGGAAUUCAAAAGUAGCUCUCUGCUGUUAACCAAAAAAAGAGUCAGCCAUAUCAAAAUGAAGCAAGUACCAGAGAUCAUUGGAAAUCCUACAGUGAAGACACAGAACUGUGAAGUGAAUCGUGAAUGUUCUGUCUAUCUAGGCAAAACACAUCUUUCUGCCACACUACAGGAGGAUGUCAUGCCAAAAUACAAUGGUCAUGAUGCUCUCCCAUUUAUACCAGGGGACAAGCUGAAAGAUCUCACUUCUCGUGUAUUUAAUGGAGAAUCAGGAGCACAAGAUACAAAGCUGCGUUUUGAAUCACAGGAUAUAAAAGAAUCUGGAACGCCCCCUAACACUACUCCUGCCAAGAAUGGUUCUCCAGAGAUUAAAUUGAAAAUCACUAAAACUUAUAUGAACGGAAAGCCGUUAUUUGAAUCUUCAAUUUGUGGUGACAAUGGAAUAGAUAUGUGUCAAGCAGAGGAAAAUGAGCAAAAACCGGCAAAUAAGGAGAGGAGAAAUAGAAAAAGAAGCAUCAAAUAUGACUCCCUACUUGAACAACGUUUCGUUGAAGCAGCAUUACUGUCAAAUACAUCUGAUUCCUCUGAUGAGAAGCUUGCAGUUAAAGAAGAUUCUUCUCCACUUACUGGAAAAGAUGACAAAAUUCAUGUAUUGAAGUACAAUGUGGGAGACUUGGUGUGGUCCAAAGUAUCUGGCUAUCCAUGGUGGCCAUGUAUGAUUUCAACUGAUCCUCUUCUUCAUAACUUCACAAAGCUAAAUGGACAAAAGAAGAGUUUUCGGCAGUAUCAUGUACAGUUCUUUGGAGAUGCCCCAGAACGAGCUUGGGUGUUUGAGAAGAGUCUUGUGCCAUUCAAAGGAGAAGAGCAAUUUGAGCAGUUAUGUCAGGAAAGUGCAAAGCAUUCCCUUACAAAAGCAGAGAAAAUUAAGAUGUUAAAACCUGUUGCAGGAAAACUACGCCCGCAGUGGGAAAUGGGUGUUAAGCAAGCAAAAGAUGCAUUAUCCUUGACAGUGGAAGAACGGAAAGCCAAAUAUACCUUCAUUUAUGUUAGGGGCAGACCUCUUCUUAAUUCUCAAGUGGCAACGGAAGCAGGGCUUACUGUCAGAUCUUUGGAGGAAAUGGAUAAACUUUACACAGAUGAAGACAUUUCCCAGACUUUGAGAACAAGGAAAGAAUCUGAUAUUCCUACGAAGAGGAGGAGGAGAACAAAAUUUUCUGCAACUAAUGAAUCUCAAGAAGGCAUUGAACCUAAGAAUAUCAGCCCUGAAAAAGUCCUUGAAGAGAGAGAAACCAAAAGAGGUGCAGGGUCACCUAUUGGUAGGAAAAAAGCUGUUGCACACACUCCACGAAACAGAAAGGGAGAUGCUGUAUCUCAGUUCUUGGUUUUUUGUCAGAAGCACAGAGAUGAGGUGGUUGCUGAACACCCAGAUGCCUCAAGCGAUGAAAUUGAAGAGCUUCUGGAAUCACAGUGGAAUAUGCUCAGUGAAAAACAGAAAGCACGCUAUAACACAAAAUUUGCCAUAGUGACCUCUCCCAAAUCUGAAGAAGACACUGGUUCAUCACAGAAGAGUAUGGGAGAGGCCAAACGUAAAGUGUUUCAAGAAUCACGUAAAAGGAGAUCAAGAUCCAGAAGUAACUUACAUGGAAAUAAAAGGAAACCAAUAAAGAGGACAAAGGAACCUACAGAAGAUUUUGAAGUUCAGGAAACACCUAGGAAAAGGCUCAGGAUGGAUAAAAAGAAUUAUCGGAAGAGGGAGACAAGCAAUGACAAAACAGCAAAAACAAACUCUACUAAGGUCACAGAAACCUCUUCUUCACAAAAGAACCAGUCAGAACUCAUACAGUUCCCAGAUUUUCCAUGGAACAGAGGAUGAUGAAACAGGAUUGGAGACAGCAUGAAAAGAUAUUGAUGACAUCUUAUGAUUGAUCUGAUUGAACUUCAUCUAAAGUGGAUCGAAGAUCAUCUAGUGGGCUUCAGCUAACUUUUGAGCCUACUCCAUGGCAGUGAUAGCAGCACAGAAAAUAUUCUUUUCCACCAUCAUUGUAUCUGCUCAAUGUCUUCCAGUGGAGUGUUUCAGAGUGGUGAGGGGCCCUUUACAAGUUGGUCCUCAGAAGGAGCAGGUGCAACAUCCAGAAGCCUAUCCUUUGUGGAUAAAGUACUCCUAUCCAUUCUAUUCUAGAUCUUUGUUCAGCAUGUUGAUACUCGGAAUGCAAGCAGCUGAAACACCAGCCACUUGAACACUCAAUCCUUUUGCUUCUUGACAAAUUAAAUUGGUUUGGCUAGGAGUUUCAGUCUAGACUGCAGAAAUGAUCAGUGCUUGCCUAUGAGAGAAUCUUAUUUUAUCAACUUUGAAGGGUGCAGUUGUGUACCCCUUUGUUAAACAGAUCAUCCUUUAAUCCUUCUGACUUGAAAUUAAUUAAAGAGCAGGUCCAAAGCUUGGCAGUGCUCCUAGAUCCAAAGGUCCUUUUUAGAUGUCAGAGAUCUGACCUAGGCGUGGUGGUUCCAUGCUCCAGUUGUUUCCUGAUUAGUCUAAUCUGUAAUCUGCUCUGUGUGAGGCUACCCUUCAAAGGUAUCCAGAACCUACACUACUUGUUGAGAGCACAUUACCUCAAUCGUAGAAAUGAUCAAUGCUCGCCUAUGAGAGAAUCUUAUUUUGUCAACUGUAUUGUGGAUCUUUAUUGGUUACCUAUAUGUUUCUGGGCUUAGUUCAGGGUGCUGGGUUUUACCUUUAAAUCCCUAAAUGGCUUGUGUGACCCAUCUAUACCUCCUCUUAUACUUCAUUCAUCAUUUGAGGCCCUGCUCCAUGUGCCAUUAGCUUUGGAGGUAAGAUGUUCAUCUAGGAGCAAGGCCACCUUGGUGAUGGGCCCUGCACUUUUAGAACUUGCUUCUGUUGGAGGCCUACAUGUUCCCCCACUCCUUAUCUUCAUGUAAUAAGUGAAGACCUGGCUAUUACCAAGAAGCAUUCGGGAUUGGUUAAUCUUUCGUGGAUGGUUCUGAUUUUGUUGACUGAGAGGGGUUUUAUUAUUAGUAGUAUCCUGUUAAUGGGGACCUUACUUUUACUGUUGGUUGCUGUUUUUAUUAAUUAGUUGCUCUUAUUGUAUUGUGUUUUUGUUUCUUUUUAUUGCAAGCUGCUUUGUAGUACCAUAUGGUGGGGAAAACAGGGUAUACAUGUAUUAAAAUGAAUAAUGUAAAAAGUAAAUCAAGUUACAUAGGCUAUAGCCAACCAUAUCUGGUGAUGUAAGCUGUAUUUUAGGAAAAUUUACCCUAUGAUAAAUGUUACUCUUUAAGAUGCCACAGAAUGCCUUGGCUUGGAUCAAAUGAAGCAUUUAUAUGAGCAGAAAGCACUUAAGUUGUAUGGUGGGGAUUUCAAAUUGCCUCGUAUUCUCCACUCCCAGUAACAACCUCCCAUGCCACACUAAAUGCUGUUCUGGCGAGUAACCUGAUCCUCAGGUAGGGCUUUUCAGGAGUCCAAGGGGUGGAAGAGAGGAGGAGCUUCUGGUUCUUGAGAUCCAAGCCUUUUGUCAUUCAUUCAGUAUUGUUUUCACACAUUUAGUAAGAUUCACUUCAACAAGGGCAUGAGGAGGGGGAUCCGGAAGUAUUGUUGUGUAACUAUAGGCCAAGGUACACUUCUGUUAGUGGAGAGUGGUAUGUUUCUUGCCUAAGAACUAUCUGUCCUAAUCUGCAUGGAGGCGGGGAACUCUGCAACUGCAUCUUCAAAAUGUUAUAUCUGUUAAUUGUCCAGAAGGGGGAAACCUCAUGUAUGCUGUCUCAAGCUCAAUGAAGGAGGAGUGGGGCAUAAAUGUCAUAAAUACAUAAGUGGCUAACUUGAAAUAGUUUUUACUAUUAAAAAGUGUGUACCGAUCUUUGCUUUCACUCAGUACUUGAAUCUAAAAGGCCAAUUUAAUUUAUUCCUGGGCAAAUGAGGGAAUUUUUUCUUCUUCAACUGGCUUCAAGGAAAUAAAUUAGAGUUCCAAGUUCACUUUAUAAACAGAAAUUAUUUUACAACGACAGGUCUUUCAGAUGCAUGUAAACCACUGAAGAAGCGAAAUCGGGCUUCAGCAGCAGACUCUUCACACCUUGGUUAUAACAAAAGUUCAUCUCCUUCAGCUUCAUUAACUGAAAAUGAGGUAAAAUUAUGAAUGAAAAGUGGCAUUCAGAUAACUGCCAUAAUACAAAAAGUUGUCUUUUUCUUUUCUUUUUUUAAAAAAAGCUCACACUCUAAAAGUUAGAGCAAGACAUAAAAAUAUAAAACAAGCACAAUUCUCCCCCCAUUGAAGGACUGACUAUUCCUUCAAUGUACCUUUUUUCUGCUUGUGGCACAAUAUGGUGGGCUGAUCUGUGCAGGGUAGGGGGAGAACUGGUGAAUGGUCCUGCUCUGCAGAGAUGGGGUUGGAAAAAUGUCUUUUUAGUCCCCUCUAGCUCUCUUAAUAUUCCAGUUUUGAUUUUCAUGUGCUAUUGUGUCAAAUCGAUGUUAGAUGUUUCAACAGAACCAUCCAGUUCAGGCACUUCAAAUAUUGAGUAGACUAUUUGGUUUAGAACACAGUUGAAAAAUUCUGACAAAAGAGUACAUUAUGCAAAUCAUGUUCUGGGAUACUCGCCACCACUGCCAUCCAUUUUAUGGUGCCCUUUCUUCUUCAAUCUCUUCUGCAUAGAACGUCAUAUUUCAGGAAGUCAUUAAGGAUGAAUUAAAAAAAUUGAAAGGGCAUACCUUUCAAUUUUUAUAUAAUAUAAUUUGCGUGCAGCUCAAGCUGUAGCAUGACCAAAAGAAUUGAAAUCCUGUUUUUAAAAAAUUAGAAUCAAAGUUUGAGCACUAGUGUGUUUAUAUGCUUUGUGUCUUCAAGUUGUCUUCAAAUGUUUAGAGUAAAUUUCAAUGUACAUUGUGUACAAUGUAAAAUUCCUUUAAAGAAAAAAUCAAGGAGAUGCCAUUCACUUUCGGUUGAUGGUUCUAUAAUGCAAUAUUGUGUAGUUUCAUAUAUUCAUACUAAUACCCUUUUGUACGGAGAUCAAUGUUUUAAGGAACCAGUUAAAGUAAUAAAGCAUUUAACACAGUGUAUUCAAAAAUGUAAAUGUAUGUGUGUUUUAAAAUCUAUAAAUUAAUCAUUAAUCAUUCCAAGAUUGUGGGGAAAGCAAAUACAGAAAUCUGUAAUUAUUCCUGCAGUAAUGGAAAUUGCAGGUUACUUGUAAGAUGGAUAAUUUGUUGUAAACAAAGACAUGUAAUUAUUCAUGCAAUAUUGUAAAACUUAUAGUAUAUUAAGAUAAUUAUUUGCAUGUAUUGGAUAUUUAACAGAGUAAAAAACAGCCUGGGCAAUGCA